This is a messenger RNA of Ilex paraguariensis (yerba mate), 2829 nucleotides long. The record is from the annotation of a GenBank genome assembly. Lineage: Eukaryota; Viridiplantae; Streptophyta; Magnoliopsida; Aquifoliales; Aquifoliaceae.
AUGGCAACCUGUGAAGUGGACAGAGGAAGGAGGUGGCCCCAGGUCAGACCUCAGUCAAAGUCACCAGGAACUAAAACUAGCUCUUAUACAAGUUGGAGCUCUCUUCCUGAUGGCUGGCUUAAAGCACAGCAUGAAUGCUGCAAGUGGUCAGUGGGCGUUCCUCCUUUGGUGUCUCGGCGUGUUCUGGAAACUCUGACAUACUUGGCUCGAAAUCAUCCUUUUGUGGCAAAGAUUUUACUGCAGUUUAGACUGCCAAUACCAGAUGUACACGAGUCGGAGAAUUUGGAUCAGAGACGGGGCAAAGCUGUGAUGAUUGUUGGAGAUGAUAUAGAGAAAAGGCAGCAUCAGGAAGGAUACGUUUCUAUUGCAUUGCUUUUGAGUCUCUUAAAUCAACCCCUUUAUUUGAGAAGUAUAGCCCAUCUAGAACAGCUGCUGAAUUUGUUAGACGUCAUUAUUGAUAAUGCUGAAGGCAGAUUGAGUUCAUCUGAUGAGCAUGGAGCAUCUGCAGCUGACCAAUCAUCUGGUCCCCAGGUUUCCACCUCAGAUGCUGAGAUAAAUACUGGCUCUGGUGGCAUGUCCUCUGGCUCUGAGGCCACAACGUGUAAGGCUGAUGACGCCAUCAAACCCCCGUCCUCUGAUGUAAACAAGGAGUGUGAUAGUGAAGUUGUUCUUCGUAACCUACCACAGGCUGAACUUCGACUUCUAUGCUCACUGCUUGCACGGGAAGGUCUAUCAGAUAACGCAUAUGCUCUUGUGGCCGAGGUGUUGAAGAAGUUGGUGGCUAUUGCUCCCACUCAUUGUCAUCUAUUUAUCACUGAACUAGCUGGUUCUGUGCAAAAUUUGACUAAAUCUGCAAGGGAUGAGCUGCGUGGAUUUGGGGAAGUAGAGAAAGCACCCCUCAGUACUGCAUCCUCUGAUGGAGCUGCAAUACUCAGGGUUUUGCAAGCUUUAAGCUCCCUCGAUGCUUCAGUUGAUGAGAAGGAAAAGAAUCACCAGAGAGUUUCUGAGACAGAGCGCGCUGCUGCUCUUCCUCUUCCUCUUAUACGGAACAUCAAUGUGGCUUUGGAGCCUUUGUGGCUGGAGCUAAGCACUUGCAUAAGCAAAAUAGAGAGCUAUUCAGAUUCCGCACCUGAUGUGUCAAAGUCCUCUAUAAUAUCCAGAUCCGAAACAUCUCGUGUAAUGCCUCCACUUCCUGCGGGGACUCAGAACAUCUUACCAUACAUAGAGUCCUUCUUUGUGAUGUGUGGGAAAUUGCACCCUGGCCAAUCAGGUGCCGGACAUGAUUUUGGUGUUGCUGCAGCUUCUGAUUUUGAAGAUGCCACCAGUUCUGCUAGCCAGCAGAAAACUUCAGGAACAGUUUCGAAAGUCAAUGAAAAACACAUCGCUUUUGUGAAGUUCUCUGAGAAGCACAGGAAGCUUCUCAAUGCUUUCAUCCGGCAAAACCCUGGGUUGCUUGAGAAAUCUUUCUCGCUCAUGCUGAAGGUUCCUCGCUUUAUUGAUUUUGACAACAAACGUGCUCACUUUAGAUCUAAGAUUAAGCAUCAGCAUGAUCAUCAUCAUGGUCCUCUCAGAAUUUCUGUGAGAAGAGCUUACAUUCUUGAAGAUUCAUAUAAUCAACUGCGCAUGAGAUCAACACUGGAUUUGAAGGGGAGGCUGACGGUUAACUUCCAAGAGGAGGAAGGAAUUGAUGCUGGUGGACUUACCAGGGAAUGGUAUCAGUUAUUGUCGAGGGUUAUUUUUGACAAGGGAGCACUAUUAUUUACGACAGUGGGCAAUGAAUCAACAUUUCAGCCGAAUCCCAACUCUGUGUAUCAAACAGAACACCUUUCCUACUUCAAGUUUGUUGGGCGAGUUGUAGGGAAAGCACUUUUUGAUGGACAACUUCUAGAUGUUCAUUUCACCCGGUCUUUUUACAAGCAUAUCCUUGGGGUGAAAGUGACGUAUCAUGACAUUGAAGCCAUUGAUCCUGAUUACUUCAAAAAUUUGAAGUGGAUGCUUGAGAACGAUAUAAGCGAUAUUUUAGAUCUUACUUUUAGUAUUGAUGCUGAUGAAGAGAAGCUGAUACUCUAUGAGCGGACGGAAGUAACUGACUAUGAACUGAUCCCUGGUGGACGGAACAUUCGAGUUACUGAGGAGAACAAGCAUCAGUAUGUUGAUUUAGUUGCUGAGCACCGGUUAACUACUGCAAUUCGUCCUCAAAUAAAUGCAUUUUUGGAAGGAUUUAAUGAAUUAGUGCCUCGGGAUUUGAUAUCUAUAUUUAACGAUAAGGAACUGGAACUAUUAAUAAGUGGGCUACCAGAUAUUGAUUUGGAUGACAUGAGGAUGAAUACUGAGUAUUCUGGGUAUAGUGGGGCAUCUCCUGUCAUUCAGUGGUUCUGGGAGGUUGUUCAAGGUUUCAGCAAGGAAGAUAAGGCUCGCCUCUUGCAAUUUGUAACUGGCACUUCAAAAGUGCCUUUAGAAGGAUUCAAUGCUCUUCAAGGAAUUUCAGGCUCACAGAAGUUUCAAAUACACAAGGCGUACGGCAGUCCUGAUCACUUGCCUUCAGCACAUACAUGUUUUAACCAGUUAGAUUUGCCGGAGUAUCCUUCUAAACAGCAUCUAGAGGAGAGACUGCUGCUUGCUAUUCACGAAGCCAAUGAAGGAUUUGGAUUCGGUUAAAGGAAUCUAUAGGGUCACCAAGUGAUCAUGUAAAUAAUACAAUGUCAUCCGAAAUGUCAUGAGAAAAAGCUGAAAGAUUCAAGUAGGUAAAUGUCCAUAUCCUGUACAGUAUAUUUUCUAUUGCAAAUUUUUCUGGCAGUUUUUAGCUUUGCCAAUUUACUACAUUGUACC